AUGCUAACUCAGCCAAAAAAUUAUAGUACACGGGCCAUGGUGGUGAUAUACGCUUCAAACGUGAAAAACGCGUUCUCCCUAAUCUCUCUCGGCGCCACAGACCUCUCCAUACAACCUUCUUCUUCCUCCAUCUCCGAUCAACACACUUACAGCGAUGCCGCCUUCUCCAUACUACCACCAACGAAACAUCUCCGAUCAACUUUCCGUCUCAGCUUCAGUGAUUCCGUCGAUCUCCACAGUCUCAUCUCUUCCGAUCCAUCACCGCCACACACAGCUCCGUCUCAAACUCACUUCUCCGAACCUUCAUCCAUGCGGCGACAUAAUCACCUUCCUUUCUCCGUUUCAAGUUUCGAUUUCAAAUUCCGUUUUGGUUUCGAUCUAAGACGCCUUCGCAAGAUUGAUCGGAGACAACACAAGUUGAACCGUGGACUCACAAAAUACGGUGCUCAAAUAUGA
Molecule: messenger RNA, 456 nt
Organism: Vicia faba (fava bean)
Lineage: Eukaryota; Viridiplantae; Streptophyta; Magnoliopsida; Fabales; Fabaceae
Source: the annotation of a GenBank genome assembly